This is a messenger RNA of Aspergillus thermomutatus, 4131 nucleotides long. RefSeq names its product dynamin-like GTPase vpsA. The transcript has 12 exons. Gene Ontology annotation, cellular component: fungal-type vacuole membrane; proton-transporting V-type ATPase, V1 domain. Gene Ontology annotation, biological process: proton transmembrane transport; ATP metabolic process. NCBI's taxonomy places the organism in Eukaryota, Fungi, Ascomycota, Eurotiomycetes, Eurotiales, Aspergillaceae. Gene Ontology annotation, molecular function: ATP hydrolysis activity; GTPase activity; ATP binding. The coding region runs from base 1 to 4131 and encodes 1376 amino acids. The record is from RefSeq and is a predicted model, not a curated record.
AUGCUGGGUUUGGGUAGACCUCGACUCAAAGCACGCCCCUCCUUGCUGGAUCUGAUUGCCAGUCGCGGCGUGGUCGAUCUGUCCGAAUCCAAGCCGUCAUCACCGCCCAGACCAGACGAACUGCCACCGCUCCCCGUUUCGCCUACUUCAACGACUCCCAGCUCGAGUAGCAGCAGCAGCAACAUCGAGCUUCCCUCGUCCCCGUCCUCUUCGUCCACACACACACCAGUUUCACAUAUAAUGGCUCCUUCUGGUAAGGACAAGACUGGUGAGGACCAGCAUGGUACUAUCUUUUCCGUAUCUGGGCCUGUCGUGGUGGCCGAGCACAUGAUCGGCUGUGCCAUGUAUGAGCUGUGCAGAGUCGGACAUGAUCAGUUGGUUGGUGAGGUCAUUCGACUCGAUGGAGACAAGGCUACCAUUCAGGUAUACGAGGAGACAGCUGGUCUAACGAUUGGUGAUCCUGUUACGCGGACGGGCAAGCCUCUCGCGGUCGAGCUUGGUCCCGGUUUGAUGGAAACGAUCUACGAUGGUAUCCAGCGACCCCUGAAAGAGAUCUCUGCACAGUCGAACAGCAUCUACAUUCCCCGUGGUAUUGCAGUGAAUGCAUUGGAUCGCAAGAAGAAAUGGGACUUUAAACCAGGCAAGUUCAAGGUCGGCGACCACAUCACCGGUGGUGACAUUUGGGGUACCGUCUUUGAAAACAGCUUGGUGAACGACCACAAGAUCCUCCUUCCUCCCCGCGCUAGAGGUACCAUUACCCGGAUAGCUCCUGCUGGCCAAUACACUGUUGAAGAGAAGCUCCUGGAGAUUGAAUUCAACGGACAGAAGUCGGAACAUGGUAUGAUGCACGCUUGGCCUGUUCGUGUGCCCAGACCGGUCAAUGAGAAACUGCCGUCCGAUGCCCCCUUCAUCGUCGGCCAGAGAGUGCUGGACUCUUUGUUCCCCAGUGUACAGGGAGGUACUGUUUGCAUCCCGGGAGCUUUCGGUUGCGGAAAGACCGUCAUUUCUCAGAGUGUGUCCAAAUUUUCCAACAGUGAUAUCAUCGUCUAUGUCGGUUGUGGUGAGCGGGGUAACGAGAUGGCGGAAGUCUUGAUGGAUUUCCCAGAGCUUUCCAUCGACGUCGAAGGUCGCAAAGAGCCCAUCAUGAAGCGUACAUGCCUGAUCGCCAACACAUCGAACAUGCCUGUCGCCGCCCGUGAAGCUUCCAUCUACACUGGUAUCACAAUCGCCGAGUACUUCCGUGACCAAGGGAAGAACGUGGCUAUGAUGGCGGACUCUUCUUCUCGCUGGGCCGAGGCUUUGCGUGAACUUUCUGGUCGUCUGGGAGAGAUGCCUGCGGACCAGGGUUUCCCUGCCUACCUAGGUGCCAAGCUCGCCUCCUUCUACGAACGUGCUGGCAAGAGUAUCGCUCUCGGAAGCCCCGAGAGAAUUGGCAGUGUCAGUAUCGUCGGUGCCGUCAGCCCUCCCGGUGGUGAUUUCUCCGACCCCGUCACCAGUAGCACGCUGGGUAUCGUCCAGGUAUUCUGGGGUCUCGACAAGAAACUUGCUCAGCGAAAACACUUCCCCUCGAUCAAUACAUCGAUUUCGUACAGCAAGUACACGACCAUUCUGGACAAAUUCUACGAAAAGCAUCAUCCCGAGUUCCCACGUCUACGAGACCAGAUCCGAGAACUGUUGACCAAAUCCGAGGAUCUAGAUCAGGUGGUGCAGUUGGUCGGCAAGGCAGCCCUCGGUGACUCGGACAAGAUCACCCUGGACGUCGCGGCCAUGGUAAAGGAUGACUUCCUGCAGCAGAACGGUUACAGUGACUAUGAUCAGUUCUGUCCUCUAUGGAAGACCGAGUAUAUGAUGAAGGCUUUCAUGGGCUUCCAUGAUGAGGCCCAGAAGGCCAUUGCUCAGGGGCAGAGCUGGAGUAAGGUCCGUGACGCCACAGCCGACAUUCAGACCUCCUUGCGUAGCAUGAAGUUUGAGAUUCCGGAUAACCAGACAGCGGUUUCAGAGAAGUAUGAGAAGAUCCUCCAGACCAUGUCGGAGAGAUUCGCUUCGGUGUCGGAUGAUAUAAACGUCAAUGAUCCCGGCUUGAUUUCACUGGUGAACAAACUCCAAGAUGUCUUUUCGACAGUCGGAGUUCACAACCCCAUUGAUCUGCCACAGAUUGUAGUGGUAGGCUCGCAAUCCAGUGGCAAGAGUUCAGUUCUCGAGAACAUCGUUGGAAGGGACUUCCUCCCUCGUGGUUCGGGAAUUGUUACUCGGAGACCCCUCAUCCUACAGCUCAUCAACAGACCUUCGAGAAACUCGGUAACGAACGGGGUCAAGGAGGAAAAACUGGAAACCACGGACAGCGAGGCGAAUGUGGAUGAAUACGGCGAGUUCCUCCACAUCCCCGGACAAAAGUUCUACGAUUUCAACAAGAUUCGCGAGGAGAUUGUGCGGGAAACUGAACAGAAAGUCGGUCGCAAUGCUGGUAUCUCGCCAGCGCCCAUCAACCUGCGAAUUUACUCGCCCAAUGUCUUGACCCUUACCCUGGUCGAUCUGCCCGGUCUGACCAAGGUCCCAGUGGGCGACCAGCCCAAGGAUAUUGAACGGCAGAUCAGGGAUAUGGUUCUCAAGUACAUCAGCAAGCCCAACGCGAUCAUCCUGGCGGUCACCUCUGCCAACCAGGAUCUUGCCAACUCGGACGGAUUGAAACUGGCGCGCGAGGUGGAUCCCGAGGGUCAGCGCACUAUCGGUGUGCUAACCAAGGUUGAUCUGAUGGACGAGGGUACGGAUGUGGUGGAUAUUCUUGCGGGCAGGAUUAUCCCUUUGCGGCUGGGUUACGUCCCUGUGGUCAACCGUGGUCAGCGUGAUAUCGAGAACAAGCGUCCCAUCUCAUACGCACUGGAGCACGAGAAGAACUUCUUCGAGAGCCACAAGGCCUAUCGGAAUAAGGCUUCGUACUGCGGAACACCAUACCUUGCCAGGAAGUUGAACUUGAUCCUUAUGAUGCACAUCAAGCAAACUUUGCCCGAUAUCAAAGCCAGAAUUUCGUCCUCUCUCCAGAAGUACACGGCCGAACUCUCUCAGCUGGGCGACUCGAUGCUCGGAAACAGCGCCAAUAUUAUCCUGAACAUCAUCACGGAAUUCAGCAAUGAGUAUCGCACAGUUCUGGAGGGAAACAACCAGGAACUGUCUAGCAUCGAGCUUUCUGGUGGUGCCCGUAUCAGCUUUGUGUUCCACGAACUGUACUCGAACGGUAUCAAGGCCGUGGAUCCAUUCGACCAGGUGAAGGAUAUUGACAUUCGAACCAUCCUCUACAACUCUUCUGGCUCGUCUCCCGCGCUUUUCGUCGGAACGACCGCUUUUGAGUUGAUCGUCAAGCAACAGAUCAAAAGACUAGAAGAUCCGAGUUUGAAGUGCAUCUCGCUGGUUUACGACGAACUUGUGCGCAUUCUGGGUCAGCUUCUGAACAAGCAGCUGUUCCGAAGGUAUCCCAUGCUCAAGGAGAAGUUCCAUGCGGUUGUCAUCAACUUUUUCAAGAAGUGUAUGGACCCGACAAACAAGCUCGUCCACGAUUUGAUCUCGAUGGAGGCCUGCUACAUUAACACCGGACACCCCGAUUUCCUCAACGGGCAUCGUGCUAUGGCAAUUGUCAAUGAACGCCAACAAGCGAGCAAGCCUACGCAGGUAGACCCGAAGACGGGCAAGCCUCUGCCCCCUCGUGCAAACAGCCCGUCGAUCGAUGCCACAGCCGCCACAGAGACCAGUGGUUCUGGAUUCUUCGGCAGCUUCUGGGCGUCCAAGAACAAGAAGAAGAUGGCUGCCAUGGAGCCUCCUCCACCCACCCUCAAGGCAUCUGCCACUCUUUCCGAGCGUGAGGCUACAGAGGUCGAGGUGAUCAAACUUCUUAUCACUUCAUAUUUCAACAUUGUCAAGCGCACUAUGAUCGACAUGGUUCCCAAGGCCAUCAUGUACACCCUCGUUCAGUUCACCAAGGAUGAGAUGCAACGUGAACUGCUCGAGCAGAUGUACCGGAAUUCCGAGCUGGACGACUUGCUCAAGGAGAGCGACUACACCAUCCGCCGACGGAAGGAGUGCCAGCAGAUGGUGGAGAGUCUAAGCCGCGCCAGUGAGAUCGUCAGCCAAGUCCAGUGA